AUGGAGCUGGCGGACGGCGUGGUGUACCAGGAGGACCCCGGCGGGCCCGGCCCCGCCAUGAUGUCGGAGCGGGUGUCGGGGCUGGCGGGCUCCAUCUACCGCGAGUUCGAGCGGCUCAUCGGGCGCUACGACGAGGAGGUGGUGGCCGAGCUGAUGCCGCUGGUGGUGGCCGUGCUGGAGAACCUGGACUCGGUGUGCGCGCACAGCCAGGAGACCAGCGUGGAGCUGGAGCUGCUGCGGGACGACAACGAGCAGCUGCUCACGCAGUACGAGCGGGAGAAGGCGCUGCGCAAACAGGCCGAGGAGAAAUUCAUUGAAUUUGAAGAUUCUCAAGAGCAAGAGAAAAAGGACUUACAGACCAGAGUGGAAGCAUUGGAGUCACAAACUCGACAACUUGAACUAAAAGCAAAAAACUAUGCUGAUCAAAUUAGCAGACUUGAGGAGCGGGAGGCAGAACUCAAGAAGGAAUACAAUGCACUUCAUUCAAGGCAUACAGAGAUGAUUCACAAUUAUAUGGAGCACUUGGAAAGAACCAAACUUCAUCAGCUAACAGGGGGUGAUCAGCUAGAAUCCACAACACACAGUAGAAUUAGGAAGGAGCGUCCGAUAUCUCUGGGCAUCUUCCCGUUACCUCCAGGAGAUGCCCUUCUCACACCUGAGGCUCAGAGAGAAGCAGCAGAAACACCUGCAUCAGAGCACUGGAAAUUCCACGAGCUGAGCCAGCCACGGUCCCACACCAGCCUGAAGGAUGAGCUCUCUGAUGUCAGCCAGGCAGGCUCCAAAUGUACUACUCCAGCAUCCACAGCUGCUUCAGAUGUGCCUGUGCUGCCUGCUGAAACUCCUCAGAAGGAAAAUGUUGAAGGGCUUGCAAAGGACACAGAGAUGUCGAAUGACAAGGUGGACAUAAGCAAGAAUAUUGAAGUACAGGCAGCUCAAGAGACAAGAAAUGUGUCCACUGGGGGAAAUGAAAAUGAAGAAAAAUCUGAAGUUCAGGCAAUCAUUGAGUCAACUCCAGAGUUGGAUAUGGAUAAAGAUCUCAGUGGAUAUAAGGGUUCCAGCACUCCCACCAAAGGCAUCGAGAACAAAGCGUUUGACCGCAACACAGAGUCACUCUUUGAAGAGCUGUCAUCUGCUGGUUCUGGCCUAAUUGGAGAUGUGGAUGAAGGUGCAGAUUUGCUGGGGGAAUAUUCUGGAAUGGGACGAGAGGUUGAAAACCUUAUUUUGGAAAACACUCAGCUGUUGGAGACAAAAAAUGCACUGAAUGUAGUGAAGAAUGAUUUGAUAGCAAAGGUGGAUGAAUUGACCUGUGAGAAGGAUGUACUACAAGGUGAAUUGGAGGCUGUAAAACAAGCAAAACAAAAGCUUGAAGAGAAGAACAAGGAACUGGAAGAAGAGCUGAGAAAAGCUCGUGCAGAAGCAGAGGAAGCAAGACAGAAAGCUAAAGAGGAUGAUGAUAGCGAUGUCCCCACGGCGCAGCGGAAGCGUUUCACCCGCGUGGAGAUGGCCCGUGUCCUGAUGGAGAGGAACCAGUACAAGGAGAGGCUGAUGGAGCUCCAGGAAGCUGUGCGAUGGACUGAGAUGAUCAGAGCAUCAAGAGAAAAUCCAGCCAUGCAAGAGAAGAAGAGAUCGAGCAUUUGGCAGUUUUUUAGCAGGCUCUUCAGUUCCUCCAGCAAUACAGCAAAGAAACCAGAACCUCCUGUCAACGUUAAAUACAAUGCUCCAACCUCACACAUUACUCCGUCAGUCAAGAAAAGAAGCAGCACCUUAUCUCAAUUACCCAGUGACAAAUCUAAAGCCUUUGAAUUCCUCAGUGAAGAAACUGAAGCCAGUUUAGCCUCACGCAGGGAGCAGAAGAGGGAGCAGUAUCGCCAGGUGAAAGCUCAUGUUCAGAAGGAGGAUGGCAGGGUGCAAGCAUUUGGCUGGAGUCUACCUCAGAAGUACAAACAGGUGGCAAAUGGUGGACAGGGUGAAAAUAAGAUGAAGAAUUUGCCUGUGCCUGUUUACCUGAGACCUUUAGAUGAGAAGGAUACCUCUAUGAAGCUGUGGUGUGCUGUAGGGGUGAACCUGUCAGGAGGGAAAACACGGGAUGGUGGGUCUGUGGUUGGUGCCAGUGUGUUCUACAACGAUGUGACUGGUGUGGAUGCAGAUGGCAACAAGCAGCAAACAGGAUCUCAGAGUAGCUUAGAUAAACUAGACCAGGAGCUCAAGGAUCAGCAGAAGGAACUGAAACAUCAGGAAGAAUUAUCCAGUCUAGUUUGGAUCUGUACUAGCACACAUUCUGCCACAAAAGUUAUCAUUAUUGAUGCAAAUCAACCAGGAAAUAUUCUGGACAGUUUCAUUGUUUGCAAUUCUCAUGUGCUUUGUAUUGCCAGCGUGCCAGGGGCCAGGGAAACAGACUAUCCUGCAGGAGAAGAAGGAUCUCAGGAAGCAGAUCCCAGUCAGGUGGACAAGUCCUCUCUGUGUGGCAGCAUGACCAGCAACAGCUCUGCUGAGACUGACAGCCUGCUGGGGGGCAUCACCGUGGUGGGCUGCACUGCUGAGGGGCUCACGGGGGCACCUGCAGCUCAGGAUGCCAACGGGGGCUCCCCAGUGGCAGAGAAACAGUCAGAUAUUGCAACGGAAAAUAACUUAGGAGAUGAGAACAUUCCAACAGCAGAGGAGGCAACAGAAGCAACAGAAGUCAAUGCAGGGACAGGAGAAGACACAGCUGAUAUUGCACAAACUGGAGUCUACACAGAGCAUGUCUUUACAGAUCCUUUGGGAGUGCAGCAUACAACAGAGGCAUCUCCAGUGUACCAGCCUAAUACUGAGUCAGAGUUAUAUAAAGAUGUUGCAGUUUUGCCAAAUGAGCAAGAUCUAGUGAGAGAAGAAGCACAGAAAAUGAGUAGCCUUUUACCGACCAUGUGGCUUGGAGCACAGAAUGGAUGCCUGUAUGUUCAUUCGUCAGUGGCCCAGUGGAGGAAAUGUGUUCAUGCCAUUAAACUUAAAGAUUCUAUUCUCAGUAUUGUACAUGUAAAAGGAAUAGUGUUGGUUGCACUGGCUGAUGGAACAUUGGCAAUCUUUCACCGAGGAGUUGAUGGUCAGUGGGAUUUGACAAACUAUCACCUCUUAGACCUGGGCCGGCCCCACCACUCGAUACGGUGCAUGACAGUGGUACAUGACAAAGUCUGGUGUGGCUACAGGAACAAAAUCUACGUUGUUCAACCAAAGGCCAUGAAAAUAGAGAAGUCAUUUGAUGCCCACCCAAGGAGGGAGAGCCAAGUGAGGCAGCUGGCCUGGGUGGGUGACGGGGUCUGGGUGUCCAUUCGCCUGGACUCCACCCUGCGCCUCUACCACGCGCACACCUAUCAGCACCUGCAGGAUGUGGACAUUGAGCCCUAUGUAAGCAAAAUGCUAGGUACUGGUAAACUGGGAUUCUCAUUUGUGAGAAUCACAGCUCUUAUGGUGUCUUGUAAUCGUUUAUGGGUAGGAACAGGAAAUGGUGUCAUCAUCUCCAUUCCAUUAACAGAAACUGUAAUCCUCCACCAGGGACGUUUACUGGGGCUGCGGGCUAAUAAAGCAGCAGCAGGCUCUGGAAACCGCCCGGGGAGUGUAAUCCGUGUGUAUGGAGAUGAGAACAGUGACAAAGUGACCCCAGGGACGUUCAUCCCCUACUGCUCCAUGGCACACGCACAGCUUUGCUUCCACGGGCACCGCGACGCCGUGAAGUUCUUUGUCGCUGUACCAGGUCAGGUUGUUUGCCCACAGAGUAGUGGUGGGACAGAGCUAACAGCUGAUAAACAAGCCCAAGAGUCCUUCAACCAGAGUCCCUUAAAAUCAAUGUUGGUGAUAAGUGGUGGAGAAGGAUACAUUGACUUCAGAAUGGGUGACGAAGGAGGAGAAUCUGAACUCCUUGGAGAAGCUCUACCACUUGAACCUUCUGUAGCCAAAGCUGAGAGGAGUCACUUGAUAGUGUGGCAAGUCAUGUGUGGCAGUGAGUGAGCCUGUAGGAUGCAGCUGGAGACCUUAAAAAAAAAAAAAAAAAAAAAAAAAAAAAAAAAAAAAAAAAAAAAAAAAAAAAAAAAAGGCCAAAAAAAAAAAAGCUUCUGCAUGUUUUUUUUUUAUUUUGUGAACCUGUUUCACUACAUGAUGUUGAAGCAUUUCUUUGCUGUUUAACUUUAUAUUGCAAAUUUGUCAUACCUUUAACUAUACAGGAAUUAGCUUGUGCUGUUUUACUGCACCUGUGUUACAUGGAACAGUAUAAGGAAAUCAGAUCUUUCUCCAACUGGCGUGCACACCAUAGUGAGCAGCUGAGGCAUUACUUUCACUGUACCACAGCAAUCUAACGUGUUCACUUCUUUGGUAGCCUCACUUGAGUUUGGCUUUGUUACAGCUGAGCUUCAUUUCACUGUAUAAUGCAUUGAGUAAAACAGCAAAGUUAUUCCCAGAGUAUUUAAAAAAAAAAAUGGACAAAUUGUAAGAUGGAUUAUUAAGACUCAUCCAAAUAUUCAGUGAGGGCUAAAGCAAACUGUGUAUUUCAGCUUUUGAUUUCAAACCUGGAAAAUCUCGCUUACAUAGUAUAAACGGUUUAAUUUCUUACAUUCAUCAGAGUUUUCAGGGCAAAGAGGGGACUGGAUAGGAAUUAAGAAUACAAUAUUUAAAUAAAAUCACAUUUUCAUUAUUGAACCUUAAAGUUUGAGAACUGCUGCCCUCAGUAAUGAGCAAUUUCGAGCAUAAUGUUUUUCCAUCUCCCUGACAUGGAACAACUGUUUCCAAAGGGUAUUCUUAGGAUGAUUUAAAUUGGAAAAUAACUGCAAAAUUCUUAAGCAGGGGAUAUGUUUUGUUCUUUUCUUGUCUUAACUCCUUAUGUCCUAAGCACUAGAAUGAUCUUCUCUGCCUAGCUGGUCAAACUCAUGAGGCACUACGUGUGUGAAGGUUGAAGACCUCGAUUAGAGCAUGAGAAAAGACUGAGAGUGUACAGGAAAAAUGCAUUCUGCCCAAGUGAGAUCGUAAAGGAACUUUAGUGCCAGAUGAUUAGGUACAAAAUGUAUUUUUUGUAGCUCCAUACCCCAAUUUAGUAAAAAAAGAAAUAUAAAAAAUAAAAAUUUAGCAACAAUAUUAUCAGGUAACACUAAGAUUGAGAAAAUUAAUGAAAGUCAGGAGACUCUAAUAUUAGGCUGACAUUCUGUCUACUCACCAUCUAUUUUUUUAACCAUAAAUGUGAGUUGAAGACUGUCUUCCUUUUGCAUUGAAAUUUCUACAUUAGUAUCAGACCUAAGUUAAAACACUUCAUGAUUUCUGUACUUCAGGAUAUUUAAAAACCCAGAUUUGCUCUUUCAUUUUGUCUCUGGAAAGUAAAAGUUUUGAGGGGUUUUAAUGAACAUCCAGCAUGUACCCCCAAAAGGCUGGGACUGUUCAGAUUGGCAGAGAAAUUUAGUCACUUGAUUAUGGGAGAGAACUGAACAGUUUCAGAGGAGUAAAUAUAGAAACACUUUUUUAAAACUGCCUAAACAUUUUUAUGCAAUAGGAGCAGUUCUGGUCUAUCAGGCAAACAUGUGUUUAUAUAUUUUCUUAAUUUUUUAAAUGAACACAUUUAGCUGAGGUCUAUUGUGUAAAUAUAUAUUUAGGCAGCUUUUUCAAAUGCAUAUCAUAGCUGAUAAACCAGAAAAUCUCCAUUCAGGUCUAUUGGUUAGAUUUAUAUGUAUAAAUACUUUUUAAGCGACAUAUUUUGUACACAGCUGUUCCUCUCGUAAAUAUGUAUUUAGGACAUGAACUAUGUAGUAAAAAUCCUUAUUAAAGAUGUCUAAUAUCUUGGUAGUAUUUUUCUCUUCAGAAUGCCAAAAGUGAUGAGAGCAUGUUGUUCAUAAUUUGCUUUCCAAAUUCAUCUUUAACGUCACUCUUAAAGUACUUUGGCUUGAAUAUAAAGUCUGGAAGCUUAUUAAAAACUAUACAAAUACAGAAAGUAAAAUGAGUCAACACUCUUAGACCUAUUUUAAACUUAUAGGCAUGUAUGCUGAACAUGAAGCACAUCUGAAUUAACUUCUGGGAUUGGAUGUCUAAGAAAAAUGCUGUCUAAACUUUUACUGUUGUGCAGAAUCUUCACUGUGAGUGGUGCAGUUUCAUCGCUUUUCCUGCCAUUUUCUUGAAUUUAAUUUUUUAUUUUUUUUUUUUCCCCUCUUUGGGAAACACAAUCUCCAAAGUUUUUACUCACUGGUUGAUUGUCACAUUCUCAUGUUCUCAGAAAAGAGAAAAAAAAAAAAAAAAGCGCACAAUUCCGUUCCUUGGUUCUCGUGUGGGGUUUUAUUUGUUGUUAGAGACGAGCUGUUUCCUCUGCAAACUGGAGCAGCUCAACCUGGCAAGCGUGUACCUGGUCCUUUGCCAAAUGUAGCUGGUCCACCGUGCCAUUUUAGUCACCUCAGUGGGCCAACUCCUGCAAAUAUUUCAGAGGAUGAUUGUUGCUGUCCAAAAGUUGGAAGGGUUUUGAAGCAGACGGUAGUUUUAACUGUGUACCACUGUGGGUGUAGAUAAAAGGCAUGUGCACUUCUCUGUAUUUCUCAUUUAAAAACUUCUAUCCCCUGUCCUAAGGUACAGUAGAUUAACUGGGUCCCUGUUGCCAUCACAGUGCUCUGGGAUGUAUAAGCUCUCCUUAAGGUGUCUUUGAAGGGUGAAUAAAGCACGUAAAGCCCAGGCACUGAGGUGACAAUACACCCCUCCAAUCCGUCUCAAGAAUGUGUUUAUGCAUACACUCGUGAUUAAAGCAUCAUAUAAAUAGGAGCUAAUCUCUUGAUAGCUACAGCUUGUUAAUAGUUUGGAAACAUUUCGAGCACAAAAUAUGCAGCACAUGACUUGCCUGGGUAGGGGUUUUUUGCAUGGUGAAGGUGAAGCUGCAUCGUCCAUUCCUUGGGAAGGCCUUCCUGCCUCGGAUGGGAUCGAGCUGACAGAGCGUAGACACUUUAUCAUAGGCUGCCUUAGUAACAAAACAAAUGUUAAAUCUCUUUUAUUAUACUAACUGUUCUAAAGAACGUGUGUCUUUUAAAAAUGCUGUGUAACUGAAUAUUUAUUUCCAUGUGAGUAUUAUAAAAGUUACCAAAGGAUUAAACCUGACUUAGCACUCUCUGUAAGUGGCCCUGUUGAGGUGGGGUCUUGUGAAGGCCCCGCCCUGUAAAACGAGACACGGUAAACUCAAAUACAGUUCUUUAGGGAAAUUAAAUGUUUUUGUUUUUUUUUUCUAACAGGGUUAUGCCAUAUUGUAACAGCCUAUGUUGCACCUCAAAGCAUUUUUCUAUACACUAAAUGUCUCUCCCGCCCUCUAACAAGAUUAAGUUUCCUUUAUUAAUUUUGUUGAUGCACAUUUCUCAAUCUUUUAAACAUAUAUUUUAAACAUUUUAUGGUCUGUAAUUUUGGAAAGUUUUGUCUGUUGGACACUUUACGCUGAAUUUUACUUGCCUCUGUAAUCUGAGAUGGAUACUACAGCGUUAAACUUGCUGUCUGUUAAAACUUGAGGCUUCUUUUCUGUGAGCAGAGGAGCUCAUAUAGCAGUGUAGUUAUUUCAGUAUUUAUUUCUAUUAUUGAAUCCAUGGGGUUCAGAAUGUAACUUUGUACAUGAAAUAUAUAUAAAUAUGUAUAUGAAACAUG
Empidonax traillii (willow flycatcher) is the source of this 7614-nucleotide messenger RNA. RefSeq names its product sperm associated antigen 9 (gene SPAG9). Gene Ontology annotation, cellular component: cytoplasm. Gene Ontology annotation, biological process: vesicle-mediated transport. The record is from RefSeq and is a predicted model, not a curated record. Gene Ontology annotation, molecular function: signaling receptor complex adaptor activity; MAP kinase scaffold activity; JUN kinase binding. Lineage: Eukaryota; Metazoa; Chordata; Aves; Passeriformes; Tyrannidae. Bases 1 to 3981 code for a protein of 1326 amino acids. The transcript has 31 exons.